Messenger RNA from Baudoinia panamericana UAMH 10762, 6321 nucleotides. RefSeq lists its product as uncharacterized. Gene Ontology annotation, cellular component: Set3 complex. The coding region runs from base 1 to 6321 and encodes 2106 amino acids. Lineage: Eukaryota; Fungi; Ascomycota; Dothideomycetes; Mycosphaerellales; Teratosphaeriaceae. The transcript has a single exon. The record is from RefSeq and is a predicted model, not a curated record. Gene Ontology annotation, biological process: regulation of transcription by RNA polymerase II.
AUGUCACGAUAUCCACCUUCCGAUUACCGAGGUCCAAGAGAUAGGUCACGCUCGCCGCCACGCUUCUCAGAUAGAAGAACAUCAGCAGCUGCCAUCGGUUUUCCGCCAAGAGGGGCUCCAGAUACUCCGCGCGGACCACGGUUUGACGUCCCAUCGUCACGGCCGCCUCCUGUAUCAAACAACCCGUCGACUGGCCCUGUCCAACGUCCAGGUUACUCUUCACUAAGAGACGCGCCGCCGCUGGGUAGCGCUGACCGUGGCCGGCCAUACAGAGACCGUGAGUUCGAGCGCCGUGAUAGGCUUCCUUCUCCUCGAGACCGCUCGCCUCCACGUAGUUUCAAAGACCCCCGAGACUUCAAGGACACGCGUGAGUAUGCGCCACGCGAACUAGACAUUUCAAGGCCACGUCGAGGAUCUAGAGAGGGAGCUCCGUUGGCCAGCUCAACCUUUCCUGACAAUCCUCCGUUCUCCGCGGGACCCCACAGAGGCGCGUUCAGUAGGGGCAGAGGCAGGGGCGACUUCGGCUUCCGAGGUGGCCGCGGCGCUAGGAGAGACUUUGAGGACCGUGACCGCGAAGUCUUUCGGCGGGAACGUUCUCCUCCGCUACCGAGAUGGCCGCGUGAUCCUCCACGCGAUGAGCGCGACCUGGAACGGAACGAAGAGCGGCGGUUUGAGCGACGUGAUGAUGAUCGGAGACCGGAAUGGCUGGAUCGCGAGCGCGACAUGGAACGUCUGCGGCGGGAUCAAGUGCCGCCUGCGCUCGAGAAUCGACAUUCGAAUGAAUCAACAACAAGCGGUCCAUCUCUGCAGCAAGGCUCGCAGACAAUUCAGAUCGACCCUGGUCGGCUCGCCCUGCUGGAACAGGCCGGCGCGGAUGUAUCCGUGAGAAGACCAUCUGUCCCUGCCGUUGGCCCACCAUUGCGCGAUGCUCGGCGUGAUGUACUGGAGACACCUGCGUACCUGAACGGCCGUGCGGAGAACACAGCGAACCGAUACAACCAGCGUGGCUCCUCACCACCGACACAGGCUCCACCUGUACCAGCAUUCACUCUUUCGUUCGCUCCAUCAGCUCCUGCUUUUCCUGGCGUUGUGUCCGCUGGUACCCUGAAACCACCGCCUCAGAUCGCCCAGACCAAGCCAACCCGAUUAGCCGGCAAAGACUCCACUGACCCUGUUCAGCAAUUCAGUGCCCCAGAAGCUAAACAGACUGCCACGGCCACUGCGAAUACUGACGUCCUCUAUGCCUCCGCUUUACCAGGACCUAAUUCAACCGCAACGGAACCGCCACCAAGCGCGCCCAAGGCGCCACGUGCACUUGAAAGAGAGGCUGCAGGGACGGUGGGCUCGAGGCUACAUGGUGUCCGCUCGCUGGAAGAUAUGCCCGCUCGAAGUCCUAGACCAUUGCCACGCGCCCCAGCGACUGUUACGGCAGCCACACCUUUACCGGCCCUUCCAACCUUGGUUCAACCAGUAACGCCGACGCCUCAGCAAAAUGCUCGGUUCAACGAGCUUUCAGCCCCGACCGGUCCCCGUGCAUCCCGUGUGUCCCCAGGCCACACUUCGGUCUCCCCAAGGCCUGCAUUUGCAUCCCCAAGGUCGGAUAUCGGCAGCUUCCAAGCACACCCAAACUCCGCACCCGGCGAGACGCCACCGCCGACUGCACCCAUUGGGCCGCGCAAUGCAUCAUUUAGUGUAUCGCCUAAGGUGGCCCCAUCCGUUCCUACAGCACCUAAGGGUAACAGGCCUCCACCGCUUGCGCCGCGUGGGGGCGAGCGGGUGCCGAAUGUGGUUGGAAAGGGCCCGGAUAGAUUGGCAGCACCUCCUCCGUGGGCACCGCCGACGGCUCCCCGAGGGUUGCAGUGGAAUCAAUGGCGACGUCCACCCGGCUCUGUGUAUGCCGAGAAAACAGUGCCGGUCAAGCGUGACUUUGCUGGCGCAGAGAAAGACCGUCAGAGCGAGGCGAUCGUUACACGAGUUGGAUCGCAAGCAGGUCCACCUCAGAAGAGUGUGGCAGAUACGUCUCAUGCAAACACAGCUCGUUCCAGUGCUGCAAUAGAGAUAGAGUCAGACAAGCGUGCUAUACCUUCGACUGGUGGAAUGAGUGCCCGAAACAAUGCGCAGGCUGCGAAGCAUGGCGGUCCUUCCGACCAUUCCGCAGCGCGUUCAUUCUUCGGCAUGCCGGCCAAUGAAAGCAUCGAGGACGGGAUCAGCACAUCGGACGUUGUAGAGGAAGCAAUGUCCAGCAGCGAAGAAGAUGAGCUUGAUUCUCAACGUGAGCGUGCGUUGAUGAACGCGAAGUUCGAACGCCGCAAAAGGGCCCUGGAAGCGCAACUCGCGGAUCUUAGCGCGCGAGAAUACCGAGCCACAACGCCGCUAGAGUCCAUUGCGCGCCUCGCUCGCAUUAACGAAAAGGACCUGCAGCGGGUACGUGAGCAUCACGACCAAGAGAUGGAGCUUGAUGAGUCGCCUUCAGGCCUGCAUGAUCAUCUCCCGCCUCCAACAACACGUUCGUCAAGGACUGAAGAAGGCAUGGAAAUACUAACUCCGAAGGGCGAGGAUGAAUUGGGAGUCGAAGUACAUAGCAGUGGUGACGGUUCCGACAAUGCUCCUCGCUUGCGCCGCCCAAGUCCCGAGGCUAUCUCAUUACCCUAUCUUGUCAAAGGGCCUCAGGACUCUCAGGACUUUGGUGUCCUCGAGCAAGAGGUGUUGCAGCGCCAGGCAGAAACCCGGGCGGCUGUACUCGAAGUGCUGCAGGCUGAGAUUGACGAAGAUGAUGAGCUUGGUGGGUAUCCGCUCGAUGUUUUCGACGAGGCAUUCCGGCGGUGGAGACGGGACUGUGAGGAUCUUGACAGAGAUCGAGAAGAACAAGAGCGUUUGGUAAGGCAGCAAUCUGCAGAGCCAGGUCCGGAGACCAUCGCCCCAGCUGCCCAAACCACAAAUCAAAUCAUCGAAGGUAGGCGGCUGCACAAAUUCAGCAGCGAGUACGAGAUUGAGAAGGUUCUGAAGGAGUCUGAAGAGACUGCUCGAUUGGAACAAGAACGCAAGGAUCGUGAGACGCAGAAGCUGCAAGCCGACAUUCAGAAGGAGGCUGUGAUCCCAGAUCAAGAGAGCGAGGAUCGAUAUAGGCGUAGCGUCUUCAUAAACGCUAACCGUUAUAGAGACCCAGAUACUCUGACCUUGGUCUUUGCUUAUGAGCCCGAGCCAGAUACAUUCACCGAAGAGGAGCAGCAAAUCUUCAUUGCUGCCUUUAAAGAGACCCCAAAGAAGUGGGGCGAGAUUGCAUCUCUGCUCCCAGGACGAACAUACCGAGACUGCAUCCAUCAUUACUACGCGAACAAGUGGGAUGGACGCUUCAGGGACCGCACAAAGAAGAUGAAGUCCGGCCGCGGCAGGGGUCGUGGCGGGAAAACGUUGCGCGGAAGGGGAGUCUCAGCGAUGGCAGAUCUUGCGGCCGCUGAAGACAUUACCGCUCAAGGAAUUUCGGAGAGCGGUCGACCUAGGCGAGCUGCUGCACCAACGACUUUUGGCGAGAGAGAAGUGGAGAGCAAAGUGACUCUGGCGGCGCAGUCCCCAGCAAAGAGACCAGGUACAAGCCUGAAGCAGGACCUUAACGGAGAGCUUGCGCCAGAAAAGCCAGGUAAGCGGCGAAAGGGGACCGGGGAGAAGUCUGCUAGGAAGUCGAAAGCCGCUCAACCACUCGCGGCCCUCGCCGCAGCUCCAAUGGCGUCUCCCAGCAAACACUUCGUGCAGGGUACGCACCUGAAAGAAGAGAUGGACCGAGCGCACAACCUGCAAGAUGCUAAUCUCCUGGCGGGUCUGCAUUCGAGCCACCACACUAUGCUCCCUGUUGAGGUCCCGGCCGUAUAUCACCAAGACGCCUUUGCGCCGCCUAUGAUGCCGUCCGAAGAAGCUACGCGCGGAAAGUCUUCCGUUCCAAGUUCAAAGACAGGCGCGUCAAGUUACUGGUCUGUGCCGGAGCAGCAAGACUUCAUCAAGUGCAUUGGCCAUUUCGGGACGGACUUCACGGCCAUCGCGAACCACAUGGGGACCAAGACGGCGGUAAUGAUUAAGAACCACUAUCACCGUCAGAUUAACGGGGGUGCGCAGCCCGAAUUGGAGCGCUCCGCAAACGAUGCCGAUGCACGGCGAGCAGCGGGUGCAGAUAUGGGCCCUGCUCCUACACCCACUCCCAUCGUCAAGCGGAAGUACGACAACCAGCCGCAGACUAACGUCCCACGCCCCCUUGCGCCGCAAGCCGAGACUAUGGAAGUCGACGAACCUGCAACAACCCAUCCUCAGCCACCACCCAAGCAUAUCUCGCCACCUCAAUAUCAGGCACAGCCCCGCUUCACCACCUCAGCACAACCAACGCCUAUCCCGGCUCACCGCAGGGUGCCAAGUCCUGUGCCCUCGAUCGCUUCACCAAAUGUGUCCCACGUACAGCCCCCGCAGGCGGCACGACCACCAGCGCAACACCCGCUUGGCGCACGGCUGUCGUUCCUGGCAGACGGACGACCAGAGUCACGGCCAGGAUUGCCUUCAACUUCUGCUUUCCGGCUGAGCCAAGAUGGUUCGUCCCGGAGCCAGCUCAACCAGCCAAGUCAAGUUCUCGACGACUCAUACAUACGCAACUUGAUGCAGGAGCAGGAUCGCGCAUUUCGGUUGCAGGAGCAGCAGAAUCUUCAGGAAAGGCUCGAUCAUCCACAUCGCCACAUGUCGCAUUCCCGUGGCUCAGCGCACGGCUCACCGGCCAACCAACCGUUGCAGAACCCACCAACUGAACGAAAGCCACUUGUCGAAGACCGUCCGCCAUCCCCGCCGCGCCAGAACCAAGGUCAGCCACCUUUCGGGCGGCAAAUGUUCGGUGCCGCAGCGUUCAGUCCAUUUCCCUCAAUGCAAUAUGCAACACCCAGCUUUGCAGGUCAAAUGCCAUCAAUGCCGUCACCGCCGAAGAAGGAAGACCUACGACCGGGCUCCGUGCCCAUAGGGCUACCUGGGCAAGUUGGCCCUGCUGCGAUUGCAGCCGCUCCUGUUCAGCCGCCAGAUCCACCCAAGCGAUCGAACUUGCUAUCUAUACUCAACUCAGAACCAGAGGAGCCGAAGCUGUCAAAGCGUGAAAGUGCACCUAUCGCACCACAGAGAAUCGCGUCACCGGCGCCGCCAAGCUUUUCGGGCGUCUCUCAACCACUGGCUCCAUCUAGUAUACCGCCGAGAGUUGAGACAUUUGGGCAACCGUCGAUGCCACAAUCGCACUUCCAGCGUUCUUCGUUCGCGCAGUCAGGUCAUACGCAUCAGGCCGCAACGCCACUUAGUAUCAAACAAGAAGCGGGAGCAACUCAGCCACAACAAUCGCGACCAGACUGGCCCGGUCGAUCUAUCGGACAACCGUCUCAGCCCCGUCAAAGGGGCGAGCCUGGUCCGGUCAGCCUAGAAAGGGAUGUCCGGCCUUACUUUCCGCACCACCGUGCUUCUCUUGCAGCAUCGGCUAGAGCCAACCCGUCCCCGCCCCCCCAACCACUCGCAGCACAUUCUAGGACACCGUCUCUGACGACACAACAGCGAGAAGCUGCACGAGAUCACCGGUCUCUGUCUGGGCAGUCAGCCGGAACUCCGGGUCACGGACCUAUGCCUGCUCUCCAGUCUAAUCCAUAUGCCGCCCAGCAGCAGCCAACUAUGUUCGCCCAGCCAGUGCCGUCGCAUCCACAAAGCCACGCUCAUCACGCCCACAAUGGGUCCCUGAAUGCUGCUUUCCCAACCAUGCAUCAGCGCGCCAUGAGCCGUGAAGACGCCGCUCGCCACCAUGAGCAACAGAGUCUGGUGGCAGCACAACGGGAGCGUGAGCAUGAGCGUGAGCGCGAGCGCGAGCGCGACGAGGUCGAGUGGAUGCGCAGACGAGAGCAAGACGAGCAAGUUCGCCAGCGUGAUGCACACAUCCAUGCUCAACGGCAUCAGGAGUAUGAGCGUGAACGUGAACGUGAGCGCGAGCGUCAGCAGCAGCAGCAGCAGCAGCAGCAGCAGCAGCAGCAACAACAACAACAACAACACACGUUCACACGUGGGCCUGUGCAACAGGCACAUCCACUCGGACCUUCUGCUUUUGGUGCUCCGCCCUUCGGACGAGAAAGCAUGAGCCUUGGCGGCCUUCGAGAACAGGCUCAGAGAGAAGCGGAGGCUGCUAUGGCACAACAUCAACAAGAAGCCCAUAGGGAGCGGGAACUUGAGGCUAUGCUAAGGGAGCGCGCGAGACAAGACGAAUCACUAUUCCGUCGACAGACGCCACUCGGAGGUGGUUUUGGACAUCCACCGUCAUCACGGCGAUGA